CACUCUCUCACUCUCUUCUCUCUCUCAUGAUCUAGUAUAUAACAUGCGCCCGGCCCUUUGCUUUUUGCCUGCAUAUAAUUCUGUUCCUCGCUACGCUUGCUUCUCCUUUACUUAUUUAGCCUCCUCUUUCCUCCUCGUCCUUCACGCUACUACACAAGCAAGCAAGCAGACUCGCAUCACACCACUGGCUUGGCUAGCUCUCCAACUCAGCCAAUCCGAUCUCUUGCAUAAACUAUUUCUUGGAUCCCUUGAGAGAGGAUCUAGAGCAGCAGAAGUGGGAUCUGCGCGCGCGCAGCAGCUUCGAUGGGCCUCGACGUCGCGGAAAUCUCUGAAUUGGCGGCGCUCCGGCCGGUCCAGACGACCGAAGUGCCAGGGGCGGACGAUGCUGCCGCCGACACCGGCUGCGUCACGCCGAAGGCGAGCGGCUCCGUGGCCAUGCUGCCAAUUGCGCCACUGCAGCAAGUCGACGUUGGCUUCGCCACGCCGCUGGCCGCGGGUGGAGAAAUUGGGCCGCGAGAGGGCUGCGGAGCGGGGGCCACUGCCGGCGACGAGGGCAGCUUCACCACGCCCACAACGGCCGACAGCGCGCUGGUGCCGGCCACCGUGUGCCCGCCGGCACCGCGCAAGUCGGCGCCGGCUCCGACCAGGAAGCGGGCGCCGCUGCAGCAGCGGCUCUUCUUCUACCCUGUGCCGAGCGACCUGACCACCGUCUUCGUCGCCGUGCCGCAGUGCCCGUCGCCUGCCAAGAAAAUGCGGGCGCACGUGGUAGAAUCUUCCGUGCCUCUAGGCACGUGAAAGUGUGAGAGACACACGUACAUUCCCUCACUGUCUUGUAAAUGCAGUUCAGCACUUCACAUGCAGGGUGCCCGUAAGUCUAAAGUCUAGCGAUAAAUUCUUGGAUUCUCUUUUUUUUCCGCAUGCGCAAGCAGUGGCUGCACGUGUCGUAGUUAGCUACUACUCCCUCCAUUCGAAAUUAGUCGUCACAAAAUGAAUAUAUCUAUAACUAAAAUACAUCUAAAUACAUUCAUUUCUUGAUGAGUAAUUCCGAACGGAGGGAGUACCUCACAGUGUACCUGGGCAUAUCUGGGGCCGGGCCGGGCCAUAAAAAGCCCGAGUUGAAACCCAGGCCUGAGCCUGGCCUGGCCCGACUGUUGGGCCUACUAAAUUGGGCCCAAGCCCAAGAAGUCCGACAUGGCCUGAUCGGUCCAGCCCGACUACGGCUAAAAUCUCGGUUUUCACAAGCCCGAGCCCGGCCUGAUCUGCCUCUCGGGCUCAAUUUUCAGGCCCGAGGCCAGCCCGAUGGCACGCUCGGGCUGUGCCCGGCUCAGAAUUUUUUAGUCGGGUCGGGCCAUCCGGGCCGGGCUGCCCAUGGCAAGGGAUACCUCACAGGGAUCCACUCAAUUCAGAGUACAAGGAUUGAUACAAACGCAAAUGUGCUGAUAAUCGAACAGCAAGAAGGAGAGAGGUUCAGAGCCGAGGUGGGAGAGCAAAGAGCCACAGCCAUGUCGUUUGUUCUAAUCCAACCGGAAAGUUUGCUCGUUCUGUUUUCCCUCGUAUUCCUUUGAGCUACCUGAUCUCCCUUCUAUAUGUAGUCCAGAUCUGCUGCUGGGCUGCCAGAGGGAAGGUUGCUAACAGUUGUCGUCGAGGGAGGCGGUUAGUCUAUGUUCUCACCACGGCCACACGCAGAGAUGGGAUUUGCCGGAAAAAGUGUAAUUUAAACUUGACUUUGUAAACCUUUCAAAAAAAAAAAACUUGACUUUGUAAAGCUUAGCUAAAUCGAACCCCUAAUUCCGAAUCCCGGUUGUUGGCACCCUGGACUUAUCACUCCCGGUCUAAAUCGAACCCUGGACCUGGUUUUUACGAAAAAAAUACAUCCU
Messenger RNA from Triticum aestivum (bread wheat), 1877 nucleotides. RefSeq lists its product as uncharacterized. The record is from RefSeq and is a predicted model, not a curated record. Bases 304 to 795 code for a protein of 163 amino acids. The transcript has a single exon. Lineage: Eukaryota; Viridiplantae; Streptophyta; Magnoliopsida; Poales; Poaceae.